This is a messenger RNA of Capsicum annuum, 4138 nucleotides long. Its product is annotated as nuclear matrix constituent protein 1. Gene Ontology annotation, biological process: nucleus organization. NCBI's taxonomy places the organism in Eukaryota, Viridiplantae, Streptophyta, Magnoliopsida, Solanales, Solanaceae. The transcript is spliced from 8 exons. Bases 330 to 3788 code for a protein of 1152 amino acids. The record is from RefSeq and is a predicted model, not a curated record. Gene Ontology annotation, cellular component: nucleus.
UUAUUGUUCAUUCCCCGAAAAGUCCUCCAUCAACGGUUAUAAAUACAGAAAGAAGAAGGUCGAAAUUGUAAAAUCACAUAAAGGAAUCAUUGUCCAGCGUUAUACAGUACAUAAAUAAAUAGAUAAAAAAACAAAAAAUGAGAGGCUAAUUGUGAAAAAGCGAGGGAGCCGGAGGAGCCUUUUGUAAAAUUAGGCAUUUCUCCGGCGAGGGUUUCGAAUUCCGAUCAAAUUUAUCGAUUUCGCUAAUUCUAUAGUUUCUUAAUUUUACUAAAAUCUGCGAUCUGUAAAUUCUUUGAGCUUUUGGGAGGUCUUUUUCGAGAAUCUUCUGGAUGUCUACACCGCCUACUAAAUUUUGGAGCGGCUGGCCGCUGACACCGAGGACCGAACCGGUUGAUAAGGGCAAAGGCAUCGCCUCUCUGGAAAAUUUGGAUCAGGAGGCGCUAAAGAAGAAGGUUUCCGAGCUUCAAAAUGAGCUUUUUGACUACCAAUACAAUAUGGGUCUUCUCCUUCUUGAGAAGAAGGAAUGGUCUUCUAAGUUUGAAGAAAUUAAGCAAGCCUUAGAAGAAUCAGAUAUUGCCUAUAGAAGAGAACAAACAGCUCAUGCAAUUGCUAUAUCUGAAGUGGAGAAACGUGAAGAGAAUUUAAGGAAGGCGCUUGGAGUCGAGAAGCAAUGUGCACGAGAGCUAGAGAAGGAGCUGCGUGAGAUGCGUUCGGAGCAUGCGGAGACCAAAUAUACUGCUGAUUCAAAAUUGGCAGAGGCAAAUGCACUGGCUACUAGUAUUGAAGAGAAAUCAUUAGAGAUAGAAGCAAAGUUGCGUGCAGCUGAUGCCAAGCUUGCUGAGGUGAACAGAAAGAGCUCUGAAGUUGAGAGGAAACUUAAUGAAGUCUGUGCUCAAGAAAAUGCACUUCGAAGAGAACGGUUAUCUUUCAUUGCAGAGCGUGAAGCUUAUGAGACUAAUUUAUCCAGACAAAGAGAGGACUUACAAGAAUGGGAAAGAAAACUACAGGCAGCAGAGGAGAGGUUGGCUGAUGGACGAAGAUUGCUUAACCAAAGAGAGCAGCGAGCCAAUGACACUGAUACAAUUUUGAGCCAAAAGAAGAAUGACCUUGAAGAUGAACAGAGGAAAACUGUCAUUGCAAACUCAGUUUUGAGGAAGAAAGAAGAUGAUAUGAGCAGCCAAAUAGAAAAUCUUACUCAUAUGGAGAAGGAACUUGAAGAUGUGAGAAAGAGCCUGGAGAUAAAAGAGAGGGAGUUGCUAGAUCUACAGGAGAAGCUGAAUAUUAAAGAGAGAGAUGGAAUCCAAAAUCUAAUGGAUGAACAUCGAAGAGUCCUGCAUUACAAGGAAGAGGAGUUUGAAUUGGAACUGAGGCAGAGGCGGGCAUCAUUGGAUGGGGAAUUGAAAGGUAAGGUGCUUGAACUAGAGAAGAAGGAAGCUGAAGUUAAUCACAUGGACGAGAAGAUUAAGAAACGAGAACAGGCCCUUGAAAAGAAAAUGGAGAAAGUAAAGGAGAAGGAGAAGGAUCAUGAGUUGAAGUUAAAAGCGUUAAAGGAAAAGGAGAAGUCUUUGAAAAAUGAGGAGAAAAGUUUGGGGACUGAAAGGAAGCAGAUAGUUUCUGAGAGAGAGAAUUUGCUGGCUCUGAAGGCUGAGCUUGAGAAUGUAAAAGCUGACCUAGAAAAGCAACAGAUCAAGAUUAGUGAGGGUACAGAACAACUCAAAAUAACUGAAGAUGAGAGAAUCAAACAUGCUCGCCUACAAUCAGAACUGAAGCAGGAGAUAGACAAGUGUAGACUCCUCCAAGAGGAUCUAUUGAAGGAAGCUGAAGAUUUGAAGCAGGAAAAAGAAAGGUUUGAGAGAGAAUGGGAAGAACUGGAUGAGAAAAGAUCUGAGAUCAAGAUAGACUUGCAGGAACUUAAUGAGCAGAGAAAGAAUUUCGAAAAACUGAAGCGCACUGAAGAGGAAAGGAUAAGCAAGGAGAAGCUGGAAACAGAAAAUUUUGUCCAGAGGGAGUUGGAAGCCCUUAAAGUGGCAAGAGAAACCUUUGAAGCUACCAUGGAUCAUGAGAAGUCAAUAUUAGCAGAGCAAACUCAAAGCGAGAAAAGCCUAAUGCUUCAUGCUUUUGAACAGCAGAAAAGAGAACUUGAAAGUGAUAUGCAGAGAAAGCAGGAGGAAAUGGAGUCUACGCUGCAUGUACGGGAGAAACUCUUUGAGGAAGAGAGGGAGAAGGAGCUCCGCAAUAUUGAGUAUUUAAAGGAGAUUGCCCAUAGAGAUAUGGAAGAGAUGAAAUUAGAAAGAGUCCGGCUGGAGAAAGAAAAACAGGAAAUUUCUGCCAACAAGGGGAUUCUUGAAGUGCAACAGUUAGAGAUGAAAAAGGAUAUUGAUGUGCUUGUUGGAUUAAGCAGGAAGUUGAAGGAUCAGAGGUUAGCUUAUAUUAAGGAAAGGGACAGGUUUAUUGAUUUGGUUAAGCAGAAGAAGAGCUGCAGCUCGUGUGGAGAAGGAAUUCGUGUGAUUGAAUUUUCUGACCUUCAAGCUCUAGCUGAAGCGGAGAGUUUUGAGGCCCCUCCUCUGCCAAGUGUUGCACAGGAAUAUUUGAAGGAUGGUCUGCAAGGAGCUUCAGGAAGGACUAGUGAUGAUCUGUCCCCUGGAGCUCUUAAUACAAACUCAAUGGUUUCUGCUGGAACCAUGUCCUGGCUUCGAAAAUGCACAUCCAAGAUUCUCAAAUUCUCACCAGGCAAAAACAUUGGAAAUGCUGCUCCUGAUGGUCUGAUUGAUGAAUCUUCUCCGUCGGAGAAGUGUGCAGGCAUAUCACCAAAUAAACUAUCAAACAAAGGAAAUCCAGUGGAUCUGGCUGUUUCCAUGAAUGUUCUGGAUGAUCAGAGGCUUCAACACGGUGAUGGUCUUAGAGAGGUGGAAGUUGGUCAAGACACUGUUGAAGAAACUCAGCAUUCGUUCAUGAAAACUGGCCAGCGCAGACCUAUCAAAAAAGGGCGUGGUAGAAGCGGUAAAACAGCCAAAUCUGCAGAUACAAGGACAGUUCUUGAAAAGGUUCCUAAAGAGGGAGAGAAUAUGCAUGCCAAUGGAAAUGUGGAGACUUCAGUUAAUCUGAAUGAGGAGAGUCAGAGAGAAUCUGAUCUUUUGGGUGCAGCACCAAGAAACUCCAGAAAGCGUAGUCACUUGCAUACAUCACAGGGAACAGCUAGUGAGAUCGAUGGCACUAAUAGUGAAGGAAAAUCAGAUACUGUAGCCAGCAAUCGCAGGAAGAGGAGACAAAAGGCUACCCCUGGUGUGCAGGCUCAUGCUGAAAGAAGAUACAACCUGCGCCGACCUAGAAAUGCUGCACCAGCAACAUCCAAUGGAUCUUUGCCAGACCCAGUUUCAAAAUCUCAGGAAGAGAAUUGGAACUCCAGAGCUUCCAUGGAAACUCCUCAGGUGAACAACAGUGAAGAUGUAAAAGGCAGAGAUUUCACCACCGGUCAUCCUACGGUAGCUGAGAGCCCUUUGAAUGAUGCAGUGGAUAAUCAAGGAAGUGUUGCUAACAUGGCAAAUGAGUUGGUAGAGCAUACAGGUUUGAGUGAAGAGGUGAAUGAAACACCAGAACGACCUUCAGCUUUGAGUGAAGAGGUGAAUGAAACACCAGAACGACCUUCAGCUUUGAGUGUGAACGGGGACGAGGAGGAAGGGUGUGGUGACAGUGCUGAUGAUGGUGAUGAUAGUGACGAGGAGGAAGAGAUUAAACAUCCCGGUGAAGUCUCUGUAGGGAAGAAGAUUUGGACUUUCAUCACGACAUAGUGGAGAUCUAAAUGACUCUAGUUUGUGGUCUCGCUUACUAGGCAUCUUGACUGGUAUUGUGUCUUUUGCAACUUGUAGAGUACUUUGAUGAUUUUAGAGUGAUGUGCGGUGGUGUGUAUCCUUCUCAAAAUUUAGUCAACCAGGAAUCAGUUUAGGGUUGGAAAUUUGAUUGUUCAUAUGAUGGUUGGUCCUAGUUGGGGCGCACACGCAUAUUGGUUUUACAAUUUUUAGUAUCCAUAUGCUUAUGUCCCCAAGUUAACCAUUGCAGCUGUAACACUAGAUUGUGCUUCUCUCCUGUAUCUCUACAUCAUUGGAAGUCAACCAUUAAAUAGGUGGAUAAUAUUCUUCAA